Messenger RNA from Eriocheir sinensis (Chinese mitten crab), 3880 nucleotides. Its product is annotated as nucleoside diphosphate kinase homolog 5-like. NCBI's taxonomy places the organism in Eukaryota, Metazoa, Arthropoda, Malacostraca, Decapoda, Varunidae. Bases 344 to 949 code for a protein of 201 amino acids. Gene Ontology annotation, biological process: UTP biosynthetic process; GTP biosynthetic process; CTP biosynthetic process. Gene Ontology annotation, molecular function: nucleoside diphosphate kinase activity. The transcript is spliced from 6 exons. The record is from RefSeq and is a predicted model, not a curated record.
UGAACCAAACGUAAACAAACCAUCCUUGACCUUGAUGUGGGCAGGCGUGCGUCUCUAUAUUGACCUUUUUUGACCUCUCUCCUGACCUUGCGGGCGUGAUGGGGCGGCGAGGAGAGACCUGAAGGACCCGAGCACCCCCUGGCGGAAGGAGAAGGAGAGACAACACAAGUCCGGAUAAUCGAAGCCACCAAGCCAUACCCUACACCCAAGACACACCUCGAGACCGGAUAAUCGACAGAUCCGGAUAAUCGACAUCCCAAUCAUACGCCACAAACCUAGAAGAACCAACACACCGGAUAAUCGACAGACCUAGACAGCUGAGAGGGGGGUCCGGAUAAUCGCCAUGGCGGACAAGAUACAACGAACACUGGCACUCGUUAAACCGGACGCCAUCGACAGGUGGAACGAGAUAGAGAAAAUUAUAAUGGAUGAAGGAUUCAGUAUUGUUGACCGUCGUCGCCUACAGCUGAGCCGGCAGGAGGCGGAAGAGUUUUACGCCGAGCACCACCACAAGCCUUUCUUUAGGGACCUGAUCGCCUAUAUCACAUCGGGGGAAGUCAUGACGCUUAUCCUGGCCCGAGAGGACGCCGUGGCCCACUGGCGGCGUCUUCUGGGACCAACGCACGUGGGCAGAGCGCGCGAGGAAGCACCUGGGAGCAUUCGAGCUGUCUUCGGCAACGGCGCGGUACCCAGUCAAAAUGCGGCUCAUGGUUCUGACUCGCUGACCUCCGCGGCGAGAGAGAUCAAGUUCUUCUUCCCUGACUUGACCCUGGAGCCGGUGUUGACAGGGGAGGGUGCCAAGGAAUACCUCAGCCAUGCAGUGUCCCCAACCCUUGUCAAGGCUCUCACUGAACUCUGCAAGGUUCGACCCGAGGACCCGAUCGUUUGGUUGGCUGACUGGCUGCUCGUCAACAACCCCAACAAACCUCACGUGGGCGACGACGAGUGAGCUGGCAACACUGGCGGGACUCACACAUCUGGCAACUCUGAGAAGACACGCCUGGCAAAACUGGGGGAGAUUUGGCAACAUUGCAUAAGGUUGGAAGUAGAUUUGGCGACGUUUUUUAAGGCGUAGAACUGAAUUGGCAACAUUGGGUAAGAUUUGGUAACAUUGCAUAAGGUUGGAAGUAGAUUUGGCGACGUUGUGCAAGGCUUAGAACUGAAUUGGCAACAUUGGGUAAGAUUUGGCAACAGUGCUUAAGGUUAGAAGUAAAUUUGGCAACAUUGUGUAUUGCAUGGAAAUGAAUUGUCAACACUGGAAAAGAUUUGGCACCAUUGCAUAAGAAACUGAAUUGGCAACGCUGGGUAGAAUUUGGCAACAGUGCGUAAAGUUGGAAGUAGAUUUGGCAACGUUGUGUAAGGCAUAGAACUGAAUUGGCAACAUUGGGUAAAACUUGGCAACAUUGCGUAAGGUUAGAAGUAAAUUUGGCACCAUUGUAUAAGGUAUGGAACUGGCUGGCAACACUGGUGAAGAUUUAACAGCAUUGUCUAAGGUUUGAAUUUAGAUUUGGCAACAUUGCAUGAGGUAUGGAAUUGAAUUGGCAGCACUGAGUAAAAUUUGGCACUAUUGGGUAAGGCUCAGAGGUAGAUUUGGCACACUGGGUAAGACUUGGCAACAUGGCGCAACGUUCAGAGUAGAUAUGGCAACACUGGAAAAGUUCAGAUUAGGCAACAUAACGUAAGGUUUGAACUAGAUUUGGCACCAUUGCAUAAGGGACUUGGCAACGAUGUGCUAUAUGUUGUUAAUAACGUCAAGAGUCUAUUUACGUGAGGGUGAUGUGGCAACAGUGUUUGUGUCGUGGUGGUGACGUCACGAGGACUGUUGGCAACACUGUAAUUGCUGUGAGCGACGAAAGAAAGAAAUGUGGCAAUGUUGCUGAUUUCUUUCAUUUUUUAUUUGUUACCGACGAAGAGAUUUGGCAACAUUGUUUUUUGUGAUAACGUUAAAAAGAGGUAUAUUUGGCAACAGUGUCUUUGGUAGUGACGUUUAAGAGAGGUUUAUAUAUAUGGCAACAUUGUUUUUGACAGAUAUGGCAACGUUGUUUUUUUGGUAGAUUUUGGCAACAUUUUUUUUUUUUACUGAGAUUUAACAACAUUGUUUUUUGACAGAGAUUUGGCACCAUUGUUUUUCUACUGAGAUUUGGCAACAUUCUUUUGACAGAUUUGGCACCAUUGUUUUUUGACAGAGAUUUGACAGAGUUGUUUUUUGAUAGAUUUGGAACCAUUUUUAUUUGACAGAGAUUUGACAACAUUGUUUUUGAUAGAUUUGGCAACAUUGUUUUUUGACAGAUUUGGCAACAUUGUUUUUUGACAGAUUUGGCACCAUUCUUUUUUGAGAAAUUUGACAACAUUAUUUUUUUGACAGAUUUGGCACCAUUCUUUUUUGACAGAGAUUUGUCAACAUUGUUUUUUAUAGAUUUGGCACCAUUGUUAUUUGACAAAGAUUUGACAACGUUGUUUUUGAUAGAUUUGGCACCAUUCUUUUUUGACAGAGAUUUGGCAACAUUGUUUUUGAUAGAUUUGGCACCAUUGUUUAUUGACAGAGAUUUGGCAACAUUUUUUUGACAGAUUUGGCACCACUUUUUUUGGACAGAUUUGACAACAUCGUUUUUUUGACAGAUUUGGCAACAUUGCUUUUCGUUAUGACGUUAAGGAAUUUUUUUCCAUAUUUGGCAACAUUGUUUUUGACAGAGAUUUGGCACCAUUAUUUUUUUUGACAGAAAUUUGGCAAUAUUGUUUUUUAUGACGUUUAAGAGAAGUUUUUAUAUAUUGCAACGUUAUUUUUCGACAGAGAUAUGGCAACACUGCUUUCCUUGAUUAUUUUUGUAUUUUCAGUUGGUAACACUGUUCUAUUUUAUGUUAGGGUGGCACCAGUUAUUAUUUUUAGAUGGCAACACUGUUUUCCUUCUUAUUUAGACACACUUACUUUUUUUUAUAUGGCAACAGUGUUUUCUUUUUGUACUUAGUUGGCAACACUAAAUUCAUAGAUGGUAACACUGUUUUUCUUCUUCUUAUGUUUAGUUGGCAACACUGUUAUUCUCCUUUGUAGAUGGCAACACUGUUUUCAUUUAAAGUUAGAUUAUUUUUUUUAUAUAUUUUUCAAGAUGGUAACACUGUUUUAAUAUGUUUAGCUGACAACACUUACUUUGUAUUUCUUUUCGAUGGCAACACUGUUUUUCUUAUUUUUUUAUCUUACUUCUUGUUUUUCAUAAUUUUUUUUUUAGAUGGUAACACUUGUUUUAUGUAUGUGUAUUAAGCUGGCAACACUUAUAAAACUUGCCAAUGUACACACUCUCUCUCUCUCUCUCUCUCUCUCUCUCUCUCUCUCUCUCUCUCUCUCUCUCUCUCUCUCUCUCUCUCUUUGUCUCUCUCUCUCUCUCUCUCUCUCUCUCUCUCUCUCUCUCUCUCUCUCUCUCUCUCUCUCUCUCUCUCUCUCUCUCUCUCUCUCUCUCUCUCUCUCUCUCUCUCUCUCUCUCUCUCUCUCUCUCUCUCUCUCUCACCGCGGCCUUCAAAAACACAAAAAACAGGUCACAAAUUGCCUAUAUAUUUUAGACCUAAGGAAAUAUUGGAUUCAAAAGUUGUGAAGUAUAGCUAAAUAGUUUCUUUCUUUCUUUCUUUCUUUCUUAAUAUGAUAAGGGAAAGUAUGUUAUUAGAGAGAGCGUGAUAGAGUGUCUGUGAUUUGAAGAAGAAGAAGAAGAAGAAGAAGAAGAAGAAGAAGAAGAAGAAUAUAUAUUUGAAUAAAGAACAGAAUAUACAAAAACAAAUAAUUAGUGUGAUAAAUAUAUAUAAAAUUAGUUAGUAAGAAUUUUAAUGUAUGUAUGUAUGUAUGUAUGUAUGUAUGUAUAUGGAUUUAGCGUCACAAAUAUACAUGAAAGAACUA